UGAAAGGUUGAGAACAGGUAGCUAGCUAGGAAAUGACUAUGAACACAGUGCGUUUUCUUAAUAUAGCCACCAGCUAGAGCAACAUCUGCCAACUUUAAAUUGCCUUUCUCUUGAUUAUCCCCGCGCGUCGCCAUGGACAACCGUUGUUAUUGCUGUGCAUCAAAGUUCAGUCUAUUUAAGAAGGAGUUGGGCUGUAAGAGCUGCGGCCGCUCCUUCUGCUCCGGCUGUCUGACUCUCAGUGCUGUGGUGCCUCGCUGUGGCAACACACAGCAGAAGGUCUGUAAACAGUGCCACGGUAAUCUGACAGGUGGGGAAUCUCCAAACGAUGCAGGGAAAUGGUCUCCGCCCGAAAACUACAAGAAACGGGUUGCUGCGCUGGAGGCUAAACAGCAGGGACAGUCGACGCAGCCUUCAGCACAAGGAGGCAGUAGAAACAAUAAAGCCUGCCAGCUACCAACUAAAGGCCUGAGUAAAGAAGAUAGGGCCAUCGCUGAAAGACUCCAAAAGCUGAAGGAGGAUACGGCACCGAAGUCCGUCCCGUCUGACAAGGAGCUGGAGUCUCGCCUUGCUGCUCUGAAAGCUCCCACCCGGCCAGUGCCUUCCGCAGAGGAGAUGGAGAAACGCCUGGCAGUUCUACGGGGUGAGACUCCACCCUCUCAAGCACCUGUGCAUAAGCCCCCAGAUAACAGGACUCAAACUGAGCAAGCCAAUGAUCUGAUUACUCAGAUGUCAGAGGAAGUUGCCAUAGACGAUCAGCAAACGGAUCCUGAAUGCAGUGUAGAUAGUCGUAUGAAUGAUCUAAACAAGGGGGAGGGAGGGACAUUGGAUGAGAACUUGGAGGAGAACCAGCAGGGGGACAAGCAGCUGGAAGCCGAGAAGGCUCAAGUCAUGGAGGAGGCCAUGGAGGAGCUGAGGAAGGAACGCCAUUCCCAGGAUCAGAUCCUCAACAUGGCCAAGAGGAUGGCGCAGCUGAAGGGGCGGGACCCAGACAAAGUUACUAUGGAGGACUUUCAGCAGCCUGACAGUGAAGAGGAGACGGAAGAGGAGGCUGUUAAGAGAGUGUUGAAACAGCUCUCUGAAGAGGCUGCAUUGGAUGAGGCGAGUGGAUACAACAUACCUUUAGAACCCAGUGGACCAAAGAACACAGAAAUGAAGAAACAGUCAAAGACACAGUCCCAGGCUCCAGCGCCCAAGAGUAAGAUUUCCACAGCUGCUGUUGCACAUCAGCCAUCAGACAGCGAUGAGGAGGAGCUUCCGUGGUGUUGCAUCUGUAACCAUGAUGCAACUAUUCGCUGUCACACCUGUGAUGAAGACCUAUACUGCCACCGCUGCUUCAGGGAAGGCCAUGACAAAUACGACAGGAAGGAGCAUCGCACCACCAACUACACUGCGCCAAAGAAGAAGAGGAAGACUUGAUAGUGAGAAGCGCUGUAGGCGUAUCGUGCUCUGGUCAUUUAACAUCAUUGUUAAUAAAACAGUAUCGUAGAAGAUUUAAACACUACCUAUUAUUAUCCAAUAACAAUCCAGGAGGCCUCAUUCUAACCUCCACAAAUGUAACCGCAUAGACUCCAGGAAAAGCAGCAUCUUCUUUCUGUAAUUGUUAAGAGGGAUCUAAAAACAAUGGGCAAUGUUUAUGGCUAAGCAACGCCUGGAAAAUAGACAUACGCUUUAAUGUGACGCAGUAAGUUUAAUGUGAAAAAACCAAGCCCCUAUUUCUUCCUGUUAUGGUAUUUUAGCAAAACUGCUCAGCUGCUGCAUACAAACAUUUUUAAAUUGUUGAACCGAAUUGGACGCUUUUGUGUUUUCUAUUAUCACUUGUUUUACUUCCCAAAGGCAACAAAGGCUCACCAUGGACCCACCCACGCACACACAGACCGCAGCCACAUCACAAGCUCAUCUGGUAUAAUGUACAAUCCCAGACUUCUGUCAACUCUGGACUGAUCAAGCACAGAGGAGUCAGUCUAACAGGAUUACAGAGGGCUUUGUUCUCUCCUGGCAGCCGCUGCCGUCACUCGUGUAAUCUGCGUUUGGCUGCAACUGCCACAUGAUUGUUCAUCGUGUGCAAUUCCAAGAUUAAGGAUACAAAGGUGUUACCGGGCCAUCUCGACGAAUAUGACCUCACCAACGUGUCCCAGGCAUGGUUAGGAGUGUUGUCUUACACCAUAGAUGGCUUCUGUGUCAGAGAAGCCAAGAGUGGACGUGGGGGGCGGCGAACAAAGCAAAUUACUAUAAUGGAGGCCUCAGCCUCAGACCCUCUGCGUAUGACAGGGAGAGGGCCGGAGAGCGGUUUCGUCAGCGUGCAUUACUGUCAAGCAAACUGAGGGGAAAUAAUUACCUUCCUCUGGGGGCUUUACUCCAUUAAGGUUUGCGUGGGGGCCGUUUCUGUGUUUUGCUUGUCUGGCCGCGCCGCACACGCACCGCAAACAGGAAAUGGAUGAGGAUAAUGGACGCUUACUUAAUGGACGUUGCUGCUACUGAUUCCACUGUGUUUACUCCUACAUUUGACAUGUCAACGUCUCCUUUGUUUGCAUCCGUCUGCUGAAAGAUUUACGCCGGAUAAUGGAAGCUUGUAUUCCCGGGAAGGACACGCUGACGGCUAUAGUUACGUCUUCCAGUCGCCUGGAGACAGUAGGACAUAUAACACUUCUUUAAAGGCAAAUAAGGUUUAGCAAUAAAGAGUAACUCUGUUAACAGUUUAUUUGGUUCUCUAAAUCAAUGGGUGUAAUGUACAAGUCAAUAUUUAUUUGUACGUGUGGAGUGAAUGAUGCCUGAUGGUACUUUGUGGGGGAACCAGAUGCAACCUUCAAGUCAUCAACAGCCCUCUCUUGAAAAUGUUCCAUUUUAUUUUGACUCGAGACACUGUUAUCGGAACAAAAAUAUUUAUGUACAUCAAAUAGGCAACCGAAAAUGUACAGCCUUACACAAAAAGGCAGUCCCUCGGAGUAAUAGUACAACUUUUACCACAUGUGCGUUAAUGGGAGACAACAUGUUAUAGCAGCCGGGCAAUUCAAGUGAAAUAAUUUUAUAAGUCCAUUCAAAAGCCGACUGCUCGGGAGUUAAGACCUAUGCUGACCCGAGACGGGUGAGGGGGGGGGGGGGCAGAGGACAGGAGGAGUCCCACUCACAUGGUACACUUGAUGCAUGGAGAUGGAGAGAUGGCCGGGUAAGAGGCUCCACAUUGUCUCAUGCCUUUGUCUGACCUGUAAUCAUUUCUUCAAAGAACCCGACAUCUUGCGUAGACCUUUUAUCCUGUAGAGCAGCCCGUUGAUAAAGUCCUGAAGGGAAGUCGCAGCAGCAAUUACACACUAGGCAGUGAACUGGUAAUCAAGCGAUACCUCUUUUAUCAAACAGUUUACUGUCUUUAUAUGCUUGUGUCCGGUAUUGCGUAAGUUUAAUUGGUCUCACCUCUUUUGGCUUUCCGCAUUCAUGCAAAAGCUCCUAACAAAGAAAAGAAAAAAACAACAGAUAUAUCCUCAGGGGCAACAUUGAGCAAUUGUUUUGCGAGUUCCAGCAAAGGUUCAAGUGCUUGUUAAGCUUUUACCCCACAUUGCAAACACUUAGUAUGUAUGUCGAAACUCUUCAGCCUGACUGUUGGAUUUCUGGGACUGUGAUUGUUGUUUGAAGAAUAAAUGACUGAAUAUAGAAAUAA
Gasterosteus aculeatus aculeatus (three-spined stickleback) is the source of this 3649-nucleotide messenger RNA. RefSeq names its product zinc finger, FYVE domain containing 19 (gene zfyve19). Gene Ontology annotation, cellular component: midbody; cleavage furrow; centrosome. The record is from RefSeq and is a predicted model, not a curated record. Gene Ontology annotation, molecular function: phosphatidylinositol-3-phosphate binding; metal ion binding. NCBI's taxonomy places the organism in Eukaryota, Metazoa, Chordata, Actinopteri, Perciformes, Gasterosteidae. Gene Ontology annotation, biological process: abscission; mitotic cytokinesis checkpoint signaling.